AACAACGUACCGCAGCUUUAAAAAAUGGCGGCUCCCAUGGUAGACACCGUCUGCUCAUGAGAAAAACGGAUUUGCAACAGAACGGCGCUGGUUGAAUAAUAUAUUCAUAGAGCACUGCUUCCUAAAUAUUCAGAAAGCUGAGGUAGCGUUUUGGCUAGCCUUGGAUCAUACACGGGCACCAUGGUCGACGACAUAAGGCAAACUUUGAGGAGUCAACAGUGCGCUGAACAGAGAGAGCGUCGAAAAAAACUUGUGGACGACAGGCGAGGUGCGUCAGUGCCUUCUACGAAAGAGUUCGAACCCGUAGCAAUCGAAGAGUUUGAAGCAAUGCUGAAGCAUUUGAAAGCAGAAAGGAACAACACGCACUAUUUUAGGAAGCUGAAGAACUCGCUGGCUUUGGGCGACGAAUACGUCAGUAAGUUCCUCAGGACCAACAGUGCCUUGGAGCAACUUCUGUCAGUGGUCCUGCGCAGCUGUGAGGCUUCAUGCCAGCUGGAAGCCCUUGCGUGCCUGACCAACCUGGCCUGUGGUGACCACAAGGCCACUUACCGAGUGUUGCGCUUGGCUGGCCCUUAUCUGAUUACAUUCCUCAACGGUAGCAACCCUUUCUUGCAGGAACAGUCAGCCUGGUGCCUUGCCAACAUUGCCAUGGAUUGUGACCAGUGUUGUGACCUGCUGAGGUGCCAAGGGGCAAGUCACGCCUUGGUCAAAGCACUCAAGAGCAUCUACCCUCAGGUUGUCGACAUGGCAGUCCUCGCACUGCAGGCUUACGUACAGUCCUCUCCAGACAUCGUACAAGAUGUGGUCACCCGGGGCCUGCCCAAACACCUGCUCCCACUGUUUCACCAGGACUCGGCAAAGCCCGACUUCAUCGCUCAGCUUGGGUGGAUUGCAUUUUACAUCCAUAGCAAUGACAGUGCUCAAAUUGAAAGCAUGGACUGCACAGCAAGACUGUGCCACAUAGUAGCUAGCAGGAUGGUUCAGUACAGCUCUGCACCUCAAGAAAAUGCCAGUGUCCUGACAUCCCUGCUGGCAUGCCUUGCUAACUGGAGCAGCCGGUGGGGUGACCUGGCCGGGGAGGUGGCUGCCACGCCCGGGAUGGUGGGUGCACUGGGUCACCUUCUGGAGGCGCCUUAUCUGCACCUGCGCAGGGAAGCCCUUUGGCUCAUCCAGUGCCUCUCAGGUGUCUUGGCUCGGUAUGACCUCACCGAUGUCACUGCUGCCGCUAGUGGCAUCAUUCCCUUGCUGACACCAGGAGCUGCAUGCAUAAAUGAGGUCCUCCUGCUGCUUCAAGGCAUUUCCACGACACUACCAGCCUUUAGACACAGUCUCGCAAGAAAUGCAGCAAUUCUUGCACAGCUGCAGCAAAUGACUCCCGAACACAGUCAUGAGUGUCAGAAGCUUCAGGCAAUACUCACCCAUCCCUAGUAUUUUUCUAGUAUGCUUUUACCACUGGUGAUAAUGAUCGAGUGCAGGCAGAGCAUGUCACAGUCCACAAGCUGUGCCCCUGCAACUUUAUUGCUUUGCUCCCUUUCUUGUACAUACAUCAACACACUCUUUUUGUACAAUAAAAUACUACAUGUAUUUCAA
Molecule: messenger RNA, 1590 nt
Organism: Dermacentor albipictus
Lineage: Eukaryota; Metazoa; Arthropoda; Arachnida; Ixodida; Ixodidae
Product: importin subunit alpha-7-like
Source: RefSeq, a predicted model, not a curated record